ACCCACCCCCGGGGCUCAAUGGUAGAGUCCUCCCAGAACCCUUCCCUCUUCCCCUCCGCCAUACUACACCUGGUACCGCCCGGCCCCUUCCCGUAACUUUGACCGCUGGCUCCUCCGCCCCCUGCUCUAGGCUGGCCCGCAGCUUGGGGACUCCCGGCCCCAGGCGACCGGGGCGAUGGCGCCGCCUGCAGGCGGGGGCGAGGAGCCGGAGGGCGCGCCGCUGGAAGAAGCGGUAGUGUUCGUGGAGGUGCGUGGCCUGGGACCCGAGUCAGGUCCAGGGCCCGAUGGGCUGUGGCGGCUGCAGCUGAGCACGGAGGCCGCGCGGCCGGGGCACUUCCGCUUGGCGCUGCAGGGCUCUGGGAGCCCUCCCGGGGAGGGCUUGCAAUGGCCCCUUGAAUCCGUGACCUGCACCAGCCGCGGCCCCUGUGAGUUAGAACUACAGCCGCCUAAGGAAGGGCCUGGGCCAGGUGCUCUGACUCUGUGCUUCCAUGAUACUCAAGACGCGCAGCGCUGGGGUGCGCUGUUGGAGAGAGCUCGGGAUCCUGCCCUUCGGGGCUCAGCUGCUGCCAGCUCUGCCUCAGCUCCUACCCCAGGGAUUUUGCCCCCUAGUAUCUCCACACCACCUCCAGCUUCUGAGGCGGAGUCCCUAUGGAGCCCUCAGGAUUUUUCUGAGAAAGAGGAUUUGGCAAACCGACUGACCCUGGCCAUCUGUGGAGGCGAUGAGCAGGGAGCAGCUCAAGCCGCCGCAGCUCUGGCCCAGAGGCAGGUGCCUCUCAACAUUGUGCUCCAGGAAAGCUGCUUUCCCCCAGGGCCCAUCAGGCUUCAGGUCACAGUGGAGGAUGCAGCAUCAUCAGCUCACAUCUCUCUGCGGGUUCAUCCUCACUGCACUGUAGCAGCCCUACAAGAGCAGGUGUUCAAAGAGUACGGCUUCCCUCCUCGGGUGCAGCGCUGGGUAAUAGGCCGUUGUUUGUGUGUGCCCGAAAGGAGCUUGGCCUCCUACGGGGUACAGAGGGAUGGAGACCCCGCCUUCCUAUACCUGCUUUCUGGGCCCCCUGGGCCUCACGGUGCUCGGUCUUCAGGCCGAAGGCUAGAAGCCAGGGAGAAGUCAAAUGGGGAGAUCAGCUCCCCUCUCACCCAUCCACCUCCACAAGGCUCUCGUCCACCAGCCUCCACCAACCUUUCUGGAUGCCUGCAAGUUGGCUGGUCCUGCCCUUCAUGCACCUUCAUCAAUGUUCCUGGGAGACCAGGGUGCGAGAUGUGCAGCACCGAGCGACCUGCCUUUGGAAGUCCCCAGCCAGAGGCUCCUGCUCAACAGCCCCCAAAGGUUACAAGAUGGGGAGAAGACUUGGCAAUUCCUCCCAGCAGCGGGUCCUUGGAUGCCUUCCUUCACUUGUCAAGUGAAUUUUCCUGACGCAAGAGGGUCAAAUGGACAGACUGGGGACAGAUCCUAACGUAGAGGAUCAAGGAAGGCCAAGAAUGACUUACCCACUUAAGCCUAGAUGGACAACAGGAUGGAAAUUAGACUAUAAUAAUAAAAAUAACUCAUCAUAUUUGGAGAAGAUUGAGUAAAAACACUUUUACAUCCAUAAUCUAAGCCAGGCUCCUAUGAUUGAGACCUCUCCCCGAUAUGUGCUGGGAAGCUGGAGUUCAAUUCAGCAGACACCUGCAGUUUAUAGUGCUUUGUGAUCAGUACCAUCUCUGCAUGUCUACAUGGAAUCCCUGCCCUUCACAGACCUCUUAGGCAGAAAGAGAAUAAAAACAGACAACUAAAAUAAACAUUACUUAAAUUAAUCAGAAAUCAAAACCAGGGUGUUCUGUGAAAUCAAGAGGGGUUAGAAAUAAUUUUUUUCUGGAAGAGAGUAUAGAUGAGAAUAGGAUUCUUGAAAGAGUAGAUACUUGGACUUUAAAAGAAGUCAGGUAAAAAGCCACCAAUGUGGGAAUGUGCAGGGUAUGUGAGAAUUGUCCAGUUUGGCUAGAAUAAUGCUGGAGGCAUAAAUAUAAAAUAAGGCUAGAAAGGUAAAGGGUUGUGGAGGUCCUUGAAUGACAGGAUAUUUUAAGAGUUAAAAUGGGUUUAAAAAUUUCCUUUUCACAAUAUAAAAUUUCAACUUUCCUCAGGAGGCUCUGCAAUAGGAAACUCCUAGAGUUUACAGCAGGGCUGAUGUGACUGAAUCUUUAGGUAAGGAAGAAUCACUAUGAAGAACUGGGAUCAAUAUAAAAUAAAGUCAAGAAAACCUACUUAAGGUUAUUUUGAAUAAUAUAGUUAAAAAUAAAAGCCUAUGCCAGCGUGGUGACUGUAAGAAUAAGGAGGUUGUGGGUGAGAGAUGUCGAUAAGGUAGAACGUUGACAGAACAGCAAUUGAUUGGAUAUGAAGGGGUAAAGAAAAGAUACCCAAGGUGACAAAUAUAGGAGAGUGGAAGAAUAAAAUAGGUUUAGUAGGGGAAAAGAUUCUGGCAGGAUAUAAAAGGUAGAAAAGUAGCUUGGGGCAUCAUCUCCAUAGGAAUAAUUAAGAUCACUAAUGGCAGAGUAUAGAGAGAAGAGAGCCAUGGAAAGCUACCUGGAGAAUGCCCACUUUAAGAAAUCCUGAGUCAAAGGAGAAACUGUGGACUAUGUAGGAAAACAUGAUCAGCACUAAAAUGAUGGGGAAGUACUGGAGAAUGAGGUCUGAAUAGAAGCCACUGGAUCAUGUGAUUGGAAGUCAUUGGCAACCUUUGAGAAAGCAGUUUCAGCAAGAACUGUAAAGAUGAAAGCCAGACAAGAAGAGAUUGAAAAGAUGGAAUGGUAAGGAAAUGGUAUAAAUGUCAGGUAUCAUCAGGCAUUUCCUAAAAGUAAAUGGAUGGUACAGUGGACUGAGUACUGUAAAAAUAAAAGCCAAAAAUAAACUAUUUAUUUAAAAUAUAAGGAUAAAAGGAUUUUUAACUCUAAGGGAUUCUAACUCCACCCAAAUAAAACUCCCUGGUUCCACAAGAAACCAUUUCUCCUGUUUUCACAGGCUACAAUAAUCCUUCCUGAUCUGACUAACCCAAAUUUUUACUAUUAUAAUAAAUAAAACUACCACAUCCUUAUA
Messenger RNA from Gracilinanus agilis (Agile Gracile Mouse Opossum), 3064 nucleotides. It is a transcript of the gene SHARPIN, whose product is annotated as SHANK associated RH domain interactor. NCBI's taxonomy places the organism in Eukaryota, Metazoa, Chordata, Mammalia, Didelphimorphia, Didelphidae. The record is from RefSeq and is a predicted model, not a curated record. Gene Ontology annotation, molecular function: ubiquitin binding; ubiquitin-protein transferase activity. The transcript is spliced from 9 exons. Gene Ontology annotation, biological process: positive regulation of canonical NF-kappaB signal transduction; proteasome-mediated ubiquitin-dependent protein catabolic process; protein linear polyubiquitination. Bases 176 to 1411 code for a protein of 411 amino acids. Gene Ontology annotation, cellular component: LUBAC complex.